GCGUUUUUGUUCCCAUAAUUCCCUAAUCAAAACAUGUCUGCCACAUGGGCCAAAUCAAGACCUUGGCAUGACUCUCACACAUCUGCCCAAGGAGGUUCUCCAUAUAUCGGUUGAAAAGUAACUACAUGUACUCCUCACUUAACGACCUGCCUGUUUAACAACGACUGGGACUAACAACCAGCUCUCCGACCAGUGUACUCAUGAGGGAAUCCAAGCACAAGUGGCACCAUGAGGGCUGCUGUAAUAAUAUUGUGGCCCUAGCCUAGGAUGACCCAUGAUUUCCAGUUAUGGUGUGAGGAUUGUCAGAAGAGUCACGAAGGUGAUUGUGAGGAGCACGGUCCAUUAAAGAAAGUGGCAGACACAGAAGUAUCUACUCGAGCCAGACGUUCAAUACCACACAUUCUUCAGCUGAAAGAGGAAGACACCCAUAUUGGUGUGUAUGCAAGGGAGGUGCUGCAUAAAAGAUUGCAGUUUGGUCCUCUGCAAGCUGAGAGGGUACUUGCUGGCACCCAACAGACAGCUAUUGAAGAAGAAAUCACAGAGAGGUUUGGCAUUGUUUUCAAGAUAACACAAGAGGAAGGGGACUACUUACUUCUUGAUACACAACAAGAAGAGCGCAGCAACUGGAUGAUUUUUGUGCGACCUGCAACGAGAAAGACUGAACAGAAUUUGGUGGCAUUCCAGUACAAAGGAGAAAUAUAUUUUGCAACUAUUAAAGAAAUACCAGCACAAUGUGAACUCAAAGUAUGGUUUUCAAAGGACUAUGCUGAAAGGAUGGGAACAAGAAUACUUGCUGGUAAAACUUUUCAUUUUCUACAUAAUCAUAAUAAUAUAUAGGUAUAUUUAUGAUUGUAUAUCUUUAUACAUAUAUGCUUCUAAGCUGUUGUAUUCUGAGCACCUCUGCAAAAACAGUGAUUAUGUGUGAGUGAGGUGAAAGUGUUGAAUGAUGAUGAAAGUAUUUUCUUUUUGGGUCACCCUGUUUCGGUGGGAGACAGCCGACUUGUUAAAAAAAAAAAAGUAUCUAUUUUCACUUCAUUAAUAUUCGCCAUAAAAUGAAGUUUUGAUAAUAUAUUGGCUUUCUCCUGUACAGCUACCUGUGUGAGUUUGUGGAGGUAUGCUCCAGCUCUUAUGCUGGUCUUUUUAACUUUAGACUGACUGAUGAGGAAUAGCUUGGUUAUAUCUGCUUUCAAAGUCCUGUGUGGAGUUCACUCUCACUGUGUCAUUCAGUUCUUUCCCCCUUUUUGUAUCCUUGUGACUCGUAUGGACUUUCCAUCCACACCCUCUUUUUCUAAAUUCUUCUCUUGCAUAAAGCCUAUUAUUGUCCACCCAAUCCAUUCCCCAUGGUAUUUUUUGUCGUGAUUAUAUCGGGUCAUGUUCUUCCAGAAACGGGAGGCUUUCUUCAUAAUUAAUUUUCCCAACUCAGCACCAGUCAGGAUGUGCCCCUUUGAAAUUUCUUGUGGUUCACUGUGUCUUGACUAGGUGAGGAUUCCACAAUGUUGCUGCAUACUCACAAAUAUAUCACGCACAUGAGAUAAAAAUAUUUUGAAUACUGUUUAACUUUUUCUAGGUUCCUGAAUGUCAUUCUUAUAUUAGGUUCAACUUCAGCAAUAAUUUUUUAACCAUUCCCCAAGUCUGUCCAGUUCUCCCAGCAGCCUUCCAUCUUUUUUUAAUUUGUAUUUUUCUUUUCAUUUUGUUAUCUUUUGAAAACUAAGGAGUUUAUUCCUUUUGGUAGGAAUGUUAUGAGGUUCAACACUGAUCAUUGUGGUGACUCCAUUCUUCAAUCCUUACUGCAACUCUGUUCCAUAUCAUUCAUGUAAUCCUUUAACCAUAUCAGUACUGGUCUCAUACUGGGCCUCCACAAUUAGAUAGGAAAUAUUACUGAAAUAAGUAAUGAAACUAUAUGUGUAUAUUGAAUAUAAGUCAAAGUUUAUAAGAUUUAUGUCAUCUUGCAUAUUCAUGAGAAAAAGAAAUAGCCAGUAAUCCUGUCAGUGUGUGAAAUGUUUAAUAAGCUUCCAUUUGAUGUCCAUAUGAGAGGACAGUAUUAGCUCCCUGGAUGGUACAUUAACUUGAAUCACUUCUUUAAUGCAGUGAUAAAUAAAAAAUUAUUGUAUUGAAGAAAUCAAAUCACAGAAUGAGUGAGGCUUGAACCCAUGGCAAGUGAGUCUAAAACAUGCAGGCCAGUGUGCUAACCACUGGACCAUACUGACAUAAGUCAUCCAGUUAGGUUGACCAACUUUGAUUGACAGUCUGGUCUCAUAGGCAAUUGAAGCUUUUAAGAUUUUUUUUUCACAUAAAUUCCCAGAUUGUAAUUAUUCUCACUUGCACAUGGUAUCUAAUAACUCCUUUGGUAUGUGGACUGGUAAGCCAGUGGAAGGCCUCUGUCAGGUGACCAAAAGCUCCAACGACAGGUCAUCAUCUGACUAAGACCCACGUCAGGAAACACUUGAUCUGUUUCCUGACAAACCUUACCUAACCUUUGCUAUGUUAUGAAGUUCCUCAUUUACCUUGUCAAAGUGUUCUUCCUAUCCAUGUGUUAAAUGGUGGGUUGUUUGUAUUGACACUUAAGGAAGUUUUGACCUGGUUUUAGAGUUUUACUCUAAAGUUUCAAUAUUAUUUGUCUUUUGAAAUUAAAUUUGCAUUGCUUGUACUUUAAUAAUCUACUUCAUUUUUUCUGUCUGUCCCAUCUCCAUACUGUGUAGUUUACUUCAAGUGCUACCAUGUUUAGAUUUUAUUGUUUCAGUUAUUUUAAGACUCAUACAGUAGUACAGUACAGUAUCAUAUUUAGCUCUAAUAUUACCCCAUCUGUUUUUAUAUAAAAAUCUUUAUAGAAACGUUAGUCUACUGUCUUCCUGGUUUUCAUUUUUUGUGUUUGUGUGUAUGGUACUGUGUUAAGAGAGGAACAGCACAUGCAGUGCAGUGGGUACUGCCCUAUAACUUCAAGUUUCAUGACUCCUAACACAUAUGUAAAGUUAGUUAAUGUUAUUAUUUAUCUGUUUGCAUUUAGAAAACUUGCUGCAUUUUCUUUCCCAGUGAUAUUGAAGUUCAAUUUUUUCAAAACAUACUGCACAGGGUGUGAUUUUGGAUUUUAUUCCUGCCGUAUUGAAUGGGUUAAUUCCAGAGUUCGUUGAUAGUUUUAGAUCUUUUACUUUUAUAUUCCGCCAUAAAUAACAGUGAUGCACAUUGGUAACUGACAUUCUGCAUCGUUUAAUCAGACUAUAUGUAAAUUCUCAGAAUGUUGUAUAUGUUUCCUUUGCCAUUCUAUACGUAUAAUAGUGCUGAGAUUUUCUUCCAUCUCAAAUGCGAUACCUUGAUUCUAAAAGUACAUAUACUCAAUACAUGCUCCUUCUUACUUCAAUAGAUCAAUUUAUCAGUACAGUGGUCCCUCAAUAAUCGUCCGGCCUGAAAGUCGUAUAUUUCAGAAAUAGUCCUGUUAUUUCGUCUAAACAUUGGCUCGCAAAUGGUCCGUUAACUCGCUAAUAGUCCUUCGUCCGGGACGCGUACUCACGCUCUGAGCCGCCUGGGCCUUCCCUUCCCAGCCAGUGUGCCAUUGUUUACCAGUGAGCGACGGUCCCCUCAUUUGCUCCAAUAAAAUAUUUCAUAAUAUUCCAUUGAUUUUAGUGCUUGCAAGUGCUAAAUAAGCUACCAUGGCUCCAAAGAAAGCUUCUAGUGCCAAGACUUUGGUAAAGAAGGUGACAAAUACGAUUGAAUUUAAGAAAAACAUCAUUGAACAGUAUGAUAGUGGCGUACAUGUGGGCAAACUGGCCAGGAUGUAUAACAAAUCCCGUACAACCAUAUCUUCCAUCAUAGCAAAGGGGUAAAUAUGCUGACAAAAAUGAGAUCACCAGUACUUGAAGAUGUUGAGAAGUUAUUAUUGGUGUGGAUAAACGAGAAACAAUUAGCAGGAGAUAGUCUUAUGACGUCGCUAUUUGUGAAAAGGCUAGGCAGUUGCAUGACGAUUUGGUAAAGAAAUUGCCUGCAACUAGUGGUGAUGUGAGUGAAUUUAAGGCCAGCAAAGGCUGGUUUGAGAGAUGUAAGAAGCGUACUGGCAUACACAGUGUGGUAAGGCAUGGUGAGGCUGCCAGUUCUGACAACAAAGCGGCUGAAAAAUCUUUCUUUCUUUCAACACACUGGCUGUAUCCCACCAAGGCAGGGUGGCCCAAAAAGAAAAACGCAAGUUUCUCUUUUGAAUUUAGUAAUUUAUAUGGGAGAAGGGGUUACUAGCAGGAAUUCAAGGAGUACAUAGAGACUGAAGGACUGAAACCUGAACAAAUGUUCAAUUGUGACGAAACAGGCCUCUUUUGGAAGAAAAUGCCAAAGAGGACCUACAUUACUCGGGAAGAAAAGGCACUGCCAGGACACAAGCCUAUGAAAGACAGGCUGACGCUAAUGUUCUGUGCUAAUGCUAGUGGGGAUUUCAAAGUGAAGCCGUUACUAGUGUACCAUUCUGAAAAUCCCAGAGUGUUCAAGAAAAACAAUGUUAUGAAGAGUAAAUUGUGUGUGUUUUGGAGAUCUAAUAGUAAGGCAUGGGUCACAAGGGACAUUUUCGUAGAGUGGUUCAAUGAAGUGUUUGGCCCUAGUGUGAAGAAUUACCUCCUGGAAAAGAAAUUGGAUCUUAAGUGCCUCCUAGUAAUGGACAAUGCACCUGCUCAUCCUCCAAGCUUGGAUGACCUAAUUCUGAAGGAGUUUAGGUUCAUCACAGUAAAGUUCUUGCCCCCGAAUACCACGCCUCUCCUCCGGCCCAUGGACCAGCAAGUCAUUUCAAACUUAAAAAAAACUACACCAAAGCAAUGUUUGAAAGGUGCUUUAAUGUGACCUCAGACACUCACUUGACCCUAAGAGAUUUUUGGAAAGAACACUUCAGUAUUCUCCAUUACAUAAGCCUUAUAGGUAAGUCUUGGGAGGGAGUGACUACCAGGACUUUGAACUCUGCUUGGAGAAAAUUGUGGCCAGAUUGUGUCCACAAGAGGAAUUUUGAAGGGUUUGAGGCAGCCCAUGAUGAGCCUAUGUCAGUUGUGAACUCUAUUGUCGCACUGGGGAGUUGCAUGGGGUUGGAUGUGAGUUUGGAGGAUGUGGAAGAGUUGGUGGAGGCCCAAAAC
This is a messenger RNA of Cherax quadricarinatus, 5096 nucleotides long. Lineage: Eukaryota; Metazoa; Arthropoda; Malacostraca; Decapoda; Parastacidae. The record is from RefSeq and is a predicted model, not a curated record.